AUGGUAGCGGCGACGAGCCGAGGCUGGGAGUCAUUUAUCUGGCUGGAUUUGGACUGGGGCGACUGUGCUGAAUAUGGCGGCAGGAUAGUGUGCACGCGUGACCAGAACACGGGCGACGAUUACCUUGGGUGUCAUUACUUUGGCACUCCGUGGCAAUACGAUCUUCCUACUGUGUGGGAGGGUAUCGUUCGCCACGUGAAGCCUAAUAGGUGCUCGUACCGGUGCAACGACCAAGACGAGCACGACAAACUACUGACUGUUCGCCGAGCGCUGGAGAUUGCGGGUUCGAUUCCCGGCGUUGACUUGGACGGUGUCAGCGAACAGGACCUGUAUACAAUCGGACGGGAAGUUAAACUAUCCCUGGAUUUCUGGAAGCAUCAUGAUGGGAGCCCAUUUGAGGAGGUAAACCCGCCCAGGUUGGGAGACUGGUUUGACCGCUGCAAUGGAUCGGCCGAGACACUUUAUGAGAGUUUGGUCCGAACUCCGUCGGAGGACGUCGAGCACAUGCGGUUUGGGGGAGUCACUGGGUUCUGGACAGACAAGUACUUGCCGCCGUACUAUAGCGCUGCAGUUCGUACAGAAGGCUAUGACGUAAAACACCACAGCAUCUAUUGCUAUUUUUUAAGUGAGAGCUCCAAGCAGAAGAUUCUAAACGCCUGGAACAAGAUCGCCCCUGCCUAUCGCCGUCCGGCUUCGUAG
Gregarina niphandrodes is the source of this 699-nucleotide messenger RNA. RefSeq lists its product as hypothetical. The record is from RefSeq and is a predicted model, not a curated record. Bases 1 to 699 code for a protein of 232 amino acids. The transcript has a single exon. Lineage: Eukaryota; Apicomplexa; Conoidasida; Eugregarinorida; Gregarinidae.